Carassius auratus (goldfish) is the source of this 786-nucleotide messenger RNA. RefSeq lists its product as uncharacterized. The record is from RefSeq and is a predicted model, not a curated record. Gene Ontology annotation, molecular function: GTP binding. NCBI's taxonomy places the organism in Eukaryota, Metazoa, Chordata, Actinopteri, Cypriniformes, Cyprinidae. Bases 1 to 786 code for a protein of 261 amino acids. The transcript has 4 exons.
AUGCUGAUUGUGUCUUCACCUGGGAGGAAGAUCGUACUUCUUGGGAAAACCGGAGAUGGAAAAAGCAGCGCUGGAAACACAAUCCUUGGAAAAAAUAUUUUCACCCCUGAAAAAGUUGAAAGGUACACAAGACACAAAAGAGAGAUUGUGAAUGAAAUAAGAAAGUAUUGUGGAGAGGAAGCCUUUAAACAUGCAGUGGUUUUAUUCACUCACGGUGAAGAUCUAGAGGGUCAAACCAUCGAAGAAUUUGUUCAGAAAAGUCCACAGCUGCAAGAGCUUGUUGACAGAUGUGGAGGUCGCUGUCACGUCAUUGACAGUAAAUACUGGACUCGUGUUCCCUGGGGUUUUCGUAGCAACAAGAUACAGGUUAAAAUUCUGCAGAAGACCAUUGACGAGAUGGUGGAAGAAAAUGCCUGCUUCACCAGUGAGGUGCUUCAAAAGGUGGAGAAACACAUUCAAGAGGAGGAGAAUAAUAUAACAGAGGGAAAUGUGUCUCCAGAAGAGCAACGAGAAAAUGCAAAGGCAAUUGUUCAUUGCAAUUAUCUGAAUCAAUUUGCAGGAGCAGCAAAAGGGGCAUUUGCCGAGGCGGGUGUAGGAGCAGUAGUGGCAGAAGGAGCAGGAGUAGGUGCAGGUACAUUAGCUGCAAGUGUGCUUGGAGUUGCCGCUUUUGUGGGAGAUGUUUCUGGAGGAAUAUUUGGUUGGAAUGCGACAGAAGAAGCUGAAUUUAUGGGCGAUGUCAUAACAAAGGCAUCAGACACUAGUGUUGUUUUUGGAGGUCUGUUUUAA